UACGAAGGUUGCAUGGUGGAAAUUCAAGGGAGGGGAGAAACAGCAGCAAAGACCCAAAGUGGCAGAGAAGGAGCAAGCCAGGGAGAAAAACCCAAGACGGAAUGGGCAGAAGAAGAGGAAAGCAGGAUUCGUCUGGGUCCCACCUUGUGGGAGGUUUCAAAGGACCUCCCCAAAGGUGUCCUGGUGAGAACCUGGCCAGCUGCAAAGAGGAGCACCCAAUAAAAUGGACAGCUCUAAAUUCAGGAUGGGGUGUUGCUCAGCCACCGGUCCCUGCCCUGGGGGAGAAUCCCAAAGCCGUGGGAGGGGAGGCGUUUUCCACUGGAGACCAGGCAGAGCCUUGUGUGCAAGGUUGGAGCAGGGGAGCUGGACCAGCUGACAGCUGCCUGCCUUCCACGAAAGGUAUGCCGAUGCGAGGGAGGACGUCUUGGACAGAGCCAUGCCCACCGAGAUGCAGUGGCUGAACAUCCGGCAGUUCCACUACCAGGGGGCCAAGUGCAGCCGGCUCUGGUACCUCUGCCACCGGUGGCUGAAGCCCGAGAGACACACCAAGGAGCAGAUCCUGGAGCUGCUGAUCCUGGAGCAGUUCCUGGCCAUCCUGCCCUCCGAGAUGCAGAGCUGGGUCAAGGGAAAGGGUGCCAAGAACUGCGCCCAGGCGGUGGCUGAUGCCGAGGACUUUCUGGAGAGGCUGCGAGGCCCUGGGAGGUGGGGCGAGCAGGUGCCUUGCCCAGCGCUGCCUGUGAACUCCCUCCAACUUGCGGGGGCUGAUUCAGAGGCUGGGGGGGGACCAGCCUGGCACAGAGGUCAAGCAGGAAGGCUUUUGGGGCGAGGGACUGGCAAGCCCAAGCUGAAUAAUUCAGCGCCAGUAACAUUGCAGGAAGAGGGGGCAAGAAGCCACGUCCUUCUUGCAACAGAGGAGGAAGUUGGUUCAGGUCAUCCCGAAUCGGAGAAGAAACCUGGAAAGGGUUUGGAGGAGCCUGUCGCCCAGGGAGAAGUUUCCAGCUCCCGGGAGGAACGUGCUAAGCAUCAGAUGACUUCCCAAGGGAAGCAGGAGGCGAUGUGUGCCCUGUGUGGGAAAAGCUUCAGCCGGAGGACAGGCCUCCUUGCUCACGAGAGAGUCCACACGGGAGAAAAACCGUACAAAUGCUCACACUGCGGGAGAAGCUUCCGGUCCAAGUCGACCCUCGUGGUUCACCAGAGGACUCACACAGGGGAGAAACCCUACCAGUGCCAGGCGUGUGGAAAGGGCUUCCCAGUCACCAUGCAGCUGAUCGAACACGAGCGGACACACUCGGGCGAGAAGCCCUACCAGUGUGGGGAAUGUGGGCACGCCUUCCGCCAGAGGUCUCACUUGAAGAACCACCAGAAGAUCCACACCGGCCUCAAGCCAUUCAAAUGCUCAUACUGCGGGAAAGACUUCAGCAUCAGCUCCGACCUGAUCCGACACGAGAGGGCCCACACGGGGGAGAAGCCCUACCAGUGUCCCGAGUGCCACCAACGCUUCUGCAACAGCUCGCAAGUGAUCACGCACCGGCGAGUGCACACCGGAGAGAAGCCGUACAAGUGCCUGGAGUGCAGGAAGACCUUUGGGGUGAGCACCCUCCUAGCUGGACACUUACAGAUUCACACCGGGGAGAAGCCACAUGAAUGCUCGGAGUGCGGGAAAUGCUUUCGGCUGCGUUCGACCCUCAUCACCCACGUGAAGAUCCAUGCUCCAAAAAAGGCAUAAUUGUGGCCAGGUGGGGAAAAAUAACUUAAGAUGGGUGGGGUAGGAGGAAUCAUUCCAAAAUUGUUCAUUCCAGAACAAUUGGAACAGCCGCCUGGAUAAAACACUCUGAACUUUUCCAAGGGCUCCGUCCUCUCGUGACUGUCAGAACAACCCUGUGGAGCGGUCACAUUCCCCUAUUAGAGAUAAAACAAGGCAGCUGAGGUGGGCUUCAUUAAGUUAAUUUUUUUCUCACGGCAAAAAGGGAGAUGGAAAGCGAAGGUCUUCGGAUCCAUAGGUUGGCCUGAUUCUGUGAUGAGCCAAUUUGAGAAUGGAAGGAAGUUUAUAUGUAAGAUGGGAUGGGCAAGGUCAGGCCAAGAUUUGGGGGGCAACAUUUUUACUAGUCCAGUCUUCCUAAGGGGAUGAAUGGGAAGUUUAAGGUACUCCUUCUGCUCCUUAAAAACCUCAGAAAUCAGGCCAGAAAGUGUUGGCACCUUCAUUCUGUCCCUAGUCGUGUUCCCAAUAGCUCCUAAAGGCCAAGAAAUAUUUUUAAAAUUAAGGGAGCAACCACUGCCUUAAAAAAAUCAAGUCCCCCACUAAUUUAAGCAGACAAAUAGAUUGAGGUCUAAUGAAUUGUGAAAGGAUGAAAUAUGAAAAAGAGGGAGUGGGCAGGAAAAAGAAUGAGAUGGGUUCUAAUUUUAUCUACAUUCAUUUAAUGAAAAUAAAAUACACAUAAGGUGAUUAUGCCUUAAUCAUCUGUUGAUUUUUCCUUUUCAACACAUUAAAAAUGAAUACUUGAUAAUACAUUUUUGGUUUUUUGGAAUCUACCUCCAAGGUUUUUGGGGAUGCAUGCAGUCUCUGAAAUCAAGGUUUGACUCUGAGGUUUAAAAGUAAAGGAGAGGGGGGAAAAUUCCAAGUUUAUGUCUUGGUCCUUAUGCCAAUAUGAAGGAAGACAAAUUGUGACUACAGAUGAAGAAGUUAGCAAACAGUGGCCUAUUAGUCAAAUCAGGUGCAAGGGAGAAAUCUGGUUUAUUUUCCCCCUCAAAAAAAAAAACAACUCCCAUAGUGUUUCUCAA
Python bivittatus (Burmese python) is the source of this 2778-nucleotide messenger RNA. Lineage: Eukaryota; Metazoa; Chordata; Lepidosauria; Squamata; Pythonidae. The record is from RefSeq and is a predicted model, not a curated record.